GCACUGCCACUCUCAACAUGGCGGCCCGAAGGCGCCGUUUCCUUUGUCUCUCCCGCCUCCAUCCUUGUGCGGGCGCCCAAGCGGAUGUGAGCCGCCGCUGACUUCCGGUUUCUCUGGCGUGGACCCUGGACCCUUCUCCACGGGGAUUCCGCCCCCUCCUCGGGAUCUGCUGCCUCUGCCUGUGGAUCAUGCUGCUGCCGCUGCUGCUGCCCACACUGAGCGCCCUGGCCUCUGCCGUGGAGGUGAAGCGACCCCGGGGGGUCUCUCUGACCAACCAUCACUUCUAUGAGGAAUUGAAGCCGUUCACCUGCCUGGACGGGUCUUCAACCAUCGCCUUCGAGUGGGUCAAUGACGAUUACUGCGACUGUCAGGAUGGCUCGGACGAGCCAGGGACCUCGGCUUGCCCCAACGGCCGGUUUCACUGCACCAACGCCGGCUACCGGCCACAGUACAUCCCCUCCUCCCGCGUCAACGACGGCGUCUGCGAUUGCUGCGACGCCACGGACGAGUACAACAGCGGCUUCGUGUGUGAGAAUACCUGCAAAGAGAUGGGCCGGAAGGAGCGGGAGGCGCUGGCCCAGAUGGCAGAAGUGGCCAGGGAAGGCUUCCAACUCAAGCAGGUGCUGAUUGAAGAAGCGAGCAAGGGCAGGGAAGACAAGCAGAGGACACUGGCUGAGCUACAGGAGGGGAAGAAGUCUCUGGAGGAGCAAGUGGAGACUCUGAGAUCGGUGAAGGACACAGCAGAGAAGCCAGAAAAGGAAGCCAAGGAGAUUCACCAGAAGAAGUGGGAGGAACAGAAGGCGGCCGAGAAGGCGGCGCGGGAGCAGGCCCGAGCCAGCGAAGCCUUCCAGGAGCUGGACGAUGACGGGGACGGCCUGGUGUCGGUGGCGGAGCUCCAGACCCACGUGGAGCUGGAUGUGGAUGGAGACGGGACCCUCUCUGAAACGGAAGCCCAGACUCUUCUGGGCAACGUCUUGCAGGCCGACGCCUCCAGCUUCCAGGACACCGUGUGGGCUGCAAUCAAGGAAAACUACAAGCCCGAGGCCCUGCCCGAUGCCACUCCCCUGCCCGAGGCCCCGGAGCCCCAGCCGGACAUGCCCUUGGAGCAACCGGCCCCCGAGGACGACUACGAUGAGGAAGAGGAGGAGGAGGGCGACGAUGAUGAGAGCAACGAAGAGGAGCCGAAGGUCCCCCCACCCAAGCAGCCAUCCGACAAGACAGCGGAGGAGGACGAGGCGGAGAAGAUGCCCCCGUAUGAUGAAGCAACACAGGCCCUCAUCGACGCUGCCCAGAAAGCCCGGGAGCAAUUUGAAGAAGCCGAAAAGUCUCUGAAGGAAAUGGAGGAUUCCAUCCAGAGUCUGGAGAAGGAGAUCUCGUUUGAUUUCGGCCCCCAGGGGGAGUUCGCGUAUCUCUACAGCCAGUGCUACGAGCUCAGCACCACCGAGUAGGUGCCGGUGAUCGGUUUGAUUCCCCCCUCCCGCCCUCAA
Messenger RNA from Gopherus evgoodei (Goodes thornscrub tortoise), 1487 nucleotides. It is a transcript of the gene PRKCSH, whose product is annotated as protein kinase C substrate 80K-H. NCBI's taxonomy places the organism in Eukaryota, Metazoa, Chordata, Testudines, Testudinidae. Bases 189 to 1448 code for a protein of 419 amino acids. The record is from RefSeq and is a predicted model, not a curated record. Gene Ontology annotation, biological process: liver development; N-glycan processing. Gene Ontology annotation, cellular component: glucosidase II complex. The transcript has 14 exons. Gene Ontology annotation, molecular function: protein binding; calcium ion binding.